AUGUCUACCACAAGCGCACUCCACAACCUCCCCUCCACCUCCACCGCGUUCACAGCGACCAGAAAGCCACGGCGCCCCAUCAGCACGGAUUCGAAACCGAAGCCCGCAUCUUCCGGCCCCAACGUCGAAUACGUGACCGUUGCCGCACCCACACACGAAGUCCUCCUUAUCGCCGGCCGAGAUCCCGAGGUAGAGGUAGAGCGGUACGAUAGCUCGGCGGUGAAGUUGAGGUUUAUCGAAGAGGCACGGGGAAUGCCGGCGGUGAUUAAGGCGAGCGUGAAAGUGAGCGCGCCGGUGGCGGCAGUGGAGAAAGGAAAGGGCAAGCAGAAGGAGGUGGUGCAGGUGGAGGACCCAAGACCUCCUCCGACCUCAAACCCUGCCCAGCCUGUCAGGUCACGUCCUGCUGCUCCCUCACUCUUCGACGAUGACACGCUACACAAGCUCUCGCAGGACAAACUCUAUGAGCGCAUCAUCGACUGCUACAGGAUGCGAUUUGAGGAUGAUGGAGUGCUUUGUGGAGUUCUUGAGGUUGGCCGAGGAAAGUGUGUCCUGCCGAAGUGGUGGAACACGGAGAAGAAGGAGGAGUGCGUGAAGCGAGUCUCUGAGAUGAGCGGCCGGGGCAGUAUCCACGUUCCUAUCCAGAAGAGUGAUGUGCGGGAGCAUUACAAGGACGAUAUCAUGCCGAUGCGCUUGAGAGUGCUGGCGAAGUAGAUCUAUGGGAAGGCCAUCUGGCAGCUGGUGAUGGAAGUCUAGCUUCUUGGCUCGGUCUGCUUGUGCACGACAGAUCUGGUUGUGUCUUCGUCGCUUGAUUAUUUUUCGGUGCGGAUCGGAGGAAACUCAUUUCACACUCAAGCUUCAUACUUUGUACCUAAAAUACCCUCCUCUUUCUCUUCGAUUCGUCAAUUAUAGUGUGGC
Messenger RNA from Tricharina praecox, 915 nucleotides. RefSeq lists its product as uncharacterized. NCBI's taxonomy places the organism in Eukaryota, Fungi, Ascomycota, Pezizomycetes, Pezizales, Pyronemataceae. The record is from RefSeq and is a predicted model, not a curated record. Bases 1 to 711 code for a protein of 236 amino acids. The transcript is spliced from 4 exons.